GGUUGAAUGAGUUUACACAUUGAUCGGUUUGAUGUUUGCAAAAUCUUGUAGUACAUUUAAAAUUUAAAAAAAUGAAGGAAAUUAAGCUAACCCGAAAUUUUUUCCUAUGGUGUAUGUCAGUAAUAUAUCUGUCUGCUUUUAGCUCUCUUUACGUCCAAAUACCAGGUCUAUUUGGAGAUAAUGGAAUCCUGCCAGCUAGAGCUAUAAUUUCAAUAGAAGCUGGAGCUGAUGUUGUCCAUCAAAAAGCAAAAGAAAUUCCAACUCUGCUAUGGCUUGCCCCAGCCCUUGGCAUUGAUGUUCCUUUCAUGAUGGAUCUCAUUGCAUUGUUAGGAAUUGUUGUCUCCUUUGGCUGCAUGGUGUGGGGUCGAAUGAGAGAUAUGACAAAUUUUACUUUGUUAUGGAUGUUAUAUUUUUCUUUGUUUCAAGUUGGUCAAACAUUCUUGUGGUUUCAGUGGGAUACAUUAUUAUUGGAAAUUGGUUUCAUUACUAUUGUUGUUGCACCCUUGGGAUUUCUGCAAAGUUCUGUUCGUAGCGGUUUUAUGUCAUCUUUACCAUCUCGUGCACAUGAUAACGUCUCUAUGUGGCUUGUUCGGUGGUUGUUAUUUAGAUUUAUGUUUGCUUCAGGUGUUGUAAAGUUAACGAGCAUGUGUCCUACAUGGUGGGAUUUAACAGCUCUGCAUUAUCAUUUUGAAAGCCAAUGCAUUCCAACUCCAGUUGCAUGGUAUGCUCAUCAUUUACCAAAAUGGCUAUUGAAAUUGGGUGUUGUUGGAACUUUUGUGAUUGAAAUUCCAAUUCCAUUCCUUUUCUUCUCACCUAUUCGUUCUCUUAGAUUAUUUAGUUUUUAUGCUCAAGUAUUCUUCCAGAUUUUGAUCAUUUUGACAGGGAACUUUAAUUUCUUCAAUUUGCUAACUAUUGUAAUGUGCUUGUCCUUGGUAGAUGAUGAUUUUCUACUAAGCUUAGUCGGACGGCCGGUUCCAGUUAAUAAAUCAUCAAAUGGUGCUGCCCUGAGAUGGACAAGAAAACUUCUUACACUAGCUGUGGAAAAUUUAACAUAUAUAGGCCUUAUUUAUGGAACUAUAAAAUUUUUCUCGAUCAGAUUGCAGCCUGACUGGAGUUUGGAUAGUAAAAUUGCCUUCUCUUCUGCAGAAUUUAAGAGUCUGCUAUCAGAAAUAAUGCCUGUUACUAUAUGCAUUGGCAUAUUAUCGCUUAUUGUGAAUAUCCUUUUGGCAUUUUACAGAUCUUUGAUUGAACCUGGAAUCAUUAGGAAGAUAUUUUAUCUUAUUGGAACUCUGUUUGUUAGUGUUGCAGCUGUUUGGAUAUUCAUAAUAAGUUUGGUACCACAUUCUGCUUUAGACAACAGAACUCGUAAUAAUUUAUGGCCUGUGGUUCAGCAGUGGUAUAAAAGAAUUGAUGAAUUCCAAAUAGCUAAUGCAUAUGGCUUAUUCAGAAGAAUGACUGGUGUGGAUGGGCGACCUGAAAUAGUUGUUGAAGGCAGUAAUAGCUUGGCAACUGGGUGGAAAGAAUACCACUUUUUAUAUAAACCUGGAGAGUUAUGUAGGAGGCCUCCCAUUCUUAUUCCUCAUCAACCACGCUUGGAUUGGCAAAUGUGGUUUGCUGCUUUAGGGAAUUAUGAACACAAUCCAUGGUUUGUCAGCUUUGUAUAUCGUCUUUUAGAUGGAGAAAAGGAUGUUUUAGAUUUGUUGGACGUGGAGCGCUUACCGUUUCCUCCCAAUAAACCACCUAAAUAUGUUCGAGCAAUUUUAUACAAAUACAGCUAUACUUCGCCCACUAGUAGCAGCAGUACUAAGAAGAAAAGUGUUGACUGGUGGACCCGUCGUAGAGUGCGGGAAUACUUCAACAGUGCAAAUUUGGAUGAAAAACAAAUGAUAGAAUUUCUUAAUGCAGCUGGAAUUCCUAUGGAAAAAACUAGAUUUGUUCGUGUAACAAAUGUAUUCCUGAAGAAAAUGUUGAUUAAGAUAAGAAAUUAUAUUGUAUCUAUUCAACCCACAACUUUCAUCUGGUCUUUAAUUGGUACUGGUUUCUGUAUCAAUUUCUUGGCUCCUAUAUUGAGGUUAUGAGUUGACUAAUUUAAAUGUAUUGAAAGAAGUUAUAAAUUCUUUGUGGGUUACUCAUUUUUAAUUGUUAUGAUAAUGAAUGAAUUUCAGUUUUUAGUAAGAAAAUUGCUGAUUUAAAUAUCACUGAAUCAUUUGAUAUUAAAUGUGAGUUAAUAAUUAUUCUAAUUAGUUCUAACAAAAUUUUUUUUUAUUUUCAUUAGAACUAAAAUUUAUGUAUGUUAGUUUUAAAGAACAGUUUCCUGAUUUAAUUGUCAUUGAUUUAUUUGAUGCCAAAUGUAAAAUGUGCACAAAACAGCUGUCAGAAAUAUCUUAAUCUAUAAAAUGUAGAUUUGAAUUUCUGCUUCUGUUAUAAAAAAGAGAGAGAGAGAAAGGGAAUUAUUUUGAAAAAAAAAAAAAAAAAAAAAACACUGUUUAGCUGUGUUUUCUUGAUAUUUGAAUUAUUUUUGAAUUGUUGCAGUUAUUUGUAUUCUUGUGCAAGCCAAGGGAAUAUUUAAAAAAAUAAAAUUAGCAACACUGUAUACUGUAUUUUAUUGCUCAUGAGACAUAGGUUUAAUAAAUUUAAUUUGUUAUUGGAUAAUAUGGUAUUUACAUAAAAACAGCAUUGUUCUUGAAAGUUAGCUUUAAUAUAUGUGUUACUGCAUAAUAAGAUAUAUAAAGAUUCUCAUGUUUUAGACCUUUUUCUUCUUUUUUUCUGAAAUUUUGCUCUACUCAAAAAUAAUUAUAAAUAGUUGACUUUAUGUACUAAUUUUUUUAACUCUUAAUGCAUGUAAAUGGAUUGUUAUUUUUUUAAUCAAUGAUUUUUAUUAAUUUUGAAAAUUAGAACUAUUAUCAGAUCUGUGUUACUACAUAAUUGUUUAAUUUUCAGUUCUUAUUUUUUUAGUAGAUUUGUCUUGUGUCUAGGUAAAUAAUUAUGAUAAUUAACUCAUACAUUUUCCCACCGAUUCUAAAAUUUUAUAACUGUUUUUCCAUUUAAAUGGAAUUUUAUAAAAUACUAUAGAUGGUUAAUGUGUUUAAGUAAUGGAAUUACAGUAAUGGCUGUUUUGAUAUUUGCUAUAUUGUUAGAUGCAAACCUUGAAAUACAUUAUAAACUGCAUUAUAUAUAAAGUGUGAUGUUUUUUUCAUGUAAUUUUAUUGCAGUAAUGUAUGAUGUUCAUAUGCAUGAUUUUGUAAUUUUAAUUUUGUUUUUAUUUUUACAAAUACUGCAAAUCAAAUUAAUUCUUAUGAGUUGAAUACAGUUUAAUUAUGGAAUCGCUUUUUAAUAAGCAUAAUAUGUUAGAUCAGUAUUUUUACAUAACAGAGAGUCAAUAAAAAUCAUUUUGGGAAAAGGGAAAAUGUUCUGUAUAUAACAAAAAAUAAUUUUAACAUCAUAUUUAUGCAAACAUAAUGUUGUUGCAUUUUUUAGUGCUAAUUGCCAUAAUGUUACAAAUAUUCAUAAAAAACUUUGAGUUGUGUGCAUAAUAAAUUAAGUGUAUUUUAAAAUAAUAUUAAUUAGAUUUAUUAUCAAGAAUAAGACAAAAAUUUAAAAUAUCAAGAGGUCCCUUUUAAAUUACUUAAUUUAUAGCAGUAUUAUUAAGCAAUAACAAACUAAUUAUAUUUGGAGAGUAAAUUGAAGAUCUUGGGUUUUAUGCAGUGGCAAGUAUCAUGAAUGAUCAGUGCUUAUUACCAUAAUAAUCCAAAAUUUUAUUUAAAAAAAAAUUACUGAUUUGUGCAUUUCAAGCUUUUCAGAACCUUACAUUGGCAGGAGAUAUUUGAAAGGAAUAAAGCACCUUUAGUUUUAUUCAGGAACUGUAAUUGACAUUAUGCCAAAUAUGACCAUAUUAUCUGGCACCACAACACGACCACAUAUCUGGCACAAUAGCAGAUGUAAUGAUUGAAAUAACAUCUAAAUGUAAUAAUGAUUGAAAGUAAAACUUCAUUGACUUAUUAAAAAAAGAACUUGAAAACAGAAUUGAAGCAGAAUGAGUUGGUGAAAUGUUUUAAUUCAAGGAAUGGGAAAGUUUCAGUUAUUUCAGCAAAUAUAUUUCUUUGUAAAUAAACUACAUAGUAAUGUAAAGCAAAUAAGGAAAAAUAAUUAUAUAAAAUUAAUCAAAAAGAAGCACAGUAGAUAAGCAUAGAUUUUUAUGCAAAAUAUAGGCCAGGUUAAGAUACCUUCCCUUGGUCCCAAUCUUCUAAUUUUAUAUUUUUCAUUCAUUUAUAUGAAGCAUAAUACUUUCUUACAGCAAAGAAAUUUCGGUAUAAGAUUUUAGUGAUUUUUCAAGCAAAGCCCCAUUUUCUUGGAGGUCUUAUUGCACAUUCAGUGAAAAAAAAUAAUUGUAAAAACCAUGGAAGGAACACUGUUUUUACAUUAAAUACAAGUUUAUAACGGUUUUUACAUAAAUACAAGUACAUAAUGCAAAACAUUCAAUGCCUAUUUUCCCAAUAGGAUGUAUGCCUUUGAGGAGGGCAUACAUCCUAGUGAGAAAAUAAGCAUGUAAUAAAAUAGGCCCUUUUUAUUUUCUUAGGGCAGCUGGCUCAUAUGAAUGUUACAAAUUGACAAACCCACAAAAAUUCCCAUGUAUUCAGCCUGUUUGCUAAGAUUCAAACUCUGGACCGAACUACCAGUGUUUAGCAACUUCACUGCUCAGUUGCCGGUAGGCCAAUUUCUAGUGCAUGAGGCAGUCAGCUGCAUUUUGUUGUAGAUAAAAUCAUGUAACAUGUAGCUUUGUUGCAGCAUACUAGUAUUUGGUUUUUUUAAUUGCUAGUCAUAUUAUUUUCAUGGUGAUAGGAAAAUAUACUUUCAAAAUAUUAAAUAAAAAUUAAAUUUGCAUUGAAAUAAUUGUGCCUUAUUUUUUAAACUCAGACAUGCAUUAAAAUUAAUAAAAGCAAUUCAUAAUGAUUAAUGAAUCGUCUAAAAAUAAUAAAAUUUCAUGCAUAGAAUAUUUGAUUAAAAUAUCUUUUAUUAUAAAAUUUACCAUUAGAGUGUCUUAGUAUGUAAAUAUAUUGCAUUGUAUUCAAUCAUCUCCUUGAGAGCACAUAAGUGAAUUGUGUUCUUGAUAUAAAAUCAAAGGUAUAAUCAAACUCUCAUUAUAGGCAUUGCUUAGUUGGUAUCCAUUCAUCAUUAAAUGAAAUUUAGGUAGUAUUGUUAGUCACCAGGCCUUAUAUGGAUGCAAAAUGUAGUUAAAAUAAAUUUUUGUUUUAGUAAUAUUAGAACUUCCCCUCAAAAGAAAAAGGCAGAAUGUUAAAACCUUGAAAAUAAUUUACUGUAGUUUUAGUUGCUAUUUUGUAAAUGAGGAAAUUAAAAAUGCAUUUUGCAGUUUUUGAUUUAUGGACAAGUACCUUUCCCAUCAGUUGAGCUGGUAAUUAAUCCAUUUAUUUCUAGUCAUUUUUUAAGACUGAGUACAAAACUGUAUAUAUGAUAUGCUUAUAUAGUAUAGAACAAAAAAUUUUUUUUUUUUUUUUUUUUUUUUUUUUUUUUUUGUUUGUUUGUUUGAUCAUGUGAAGUUACUUUUUAUGAUUUCAUUCAGUAUCAAAAUUAAUCUGCCAGAAAUAAUUAUACUUUAUGUAUUUUCUGUGAAUUGAUGUCUGAAAUCCAAUGAAGUUAGUUUUUAACUUUUCGUUGUUUCUUAGUGUAAUUUUUUUUUUAAUUUUGGCUAUUUAAAAAAAAAAAAAAAAAAAAAAAGUUUUUUUUUAGAGGGGAGGAGUGUUAAGAUGAUUUUUUAUUGCACUUAAGAAGAAUAAAAUAUUAAAAUUAAAUGUAAUAGAAUCACAAAUAAAAGCUGAAAAUCUGUAUACAUUUAUUUCAAAAAUAAAUGGGAUUUGCUGAAAAUUAAAAUCUUGUGCUAGAAAUAUUUUAUAGAGUAUAAAAUAGUAUUUCUUAUAUAUUUAAAAAAUUAACUCUUGUAAGCUUCAUCCCUUUCAUGAAGUUAUGGACAUUCUUACAUCAAGCAGAUAUUUUUGCAGAAAUGUUCUUAAGUUUUUUUUUAAUACAUAUUGAAAAAAUAAACUAUAAAUAUUGUAUUAAAAGCAGUUAUUAUAUUAAACUUAUUAUUACUUAUUAUAUUAAAAGCACUUAUUUAGUGCAUAGGAAAAUUCUGAUGUAGGUGGAGAUUUGAUAUGAAAGCACAAUCAGUGACCAAUUUAGAAUGUAAAACAUUGUAACAUUUCACCAGUUCAUUUUGACUUAUCAUUUUAAAUACCAUUAUAAUGGAUUAUAAGUAUUGUUCACCAUUAUAAGAUAAACUUGCUCAGCAACUUUUAAGAAUGCUCGGGAAACAGUGACCCAUGACAGGGUCCUCAUUUCUCUGGACAGUCAUGAAGUUUCUUUAAAGAAUACAUAGUUUUAUUAAUUGUUUAGUCCAUGAUGUUUACUUAUACUAUCAUUGCAAUGCUGCGAAAGUUUCUAUGAUGUAAGAAGGAAAAAAUAAGGAUUUUGUAUAACAGGUUGAAAAGUUUUUCUUAUAUAAUAAGAAAUGAAUUUAGAUUGAUAACUGGAAAAAUUUAGUUUUGUGGCACUUGCUAAUAAAAUUUCAAGGGAAAAGCAAGCAGUUUUUUAUGUGCUAGAUUGAAUUUUCUAUCCCAUUAUUCAUUUGAUUGUGUUUUAAUUAACUUAGAUAUUAGAACUUAGAAACAAAAUGCACUAUUGAAGUUGUGAGAUAUUUUUUUACUGGUGUUUUAUAUUUUGUUAUUUAUGUAAAAUUGUUCAUGCCACUUCAUAGCCAGUGGAUUUAUUAAUGUAAUUAAUUGUAUAGUAAAAUAAGCUGUGUGCUUGUGUUUUACGGCAAUUGAAUUAAUUUUAAUGUUACAUGUGUUUACACAUGAGUAAUGUACACUACUAUGUACUGUGAUUAUUACAGUGAUGUAACCUAUCUUUAUGAUAGUAAUGUGAUGGUAUGUAGAAUAGCAUUUCUUUAAUGACAUUGGAUAGAAUAGUUUAAUUUUCAAAAAAUGAGAGUGUGUGUCUUUUAUUCAUGUUUUGUUAAUCUUGUUCCUGAAAUUUUUAGGAAUUUCUAAAGCUAUCGAUAGAAUAAAACUUAAUUUUUUCUUAA
Stegodyphus dumicola is the source of this 7099-nucleotide messenger RNA. Its product is annotated as lipase maturation factor 2-like. Lineage: Eukaryota; Metazoa; Arthropoda; Arachnida; Araneae; Eresidae. Gene Ontology annotation, cellular component: endoplasmic reticulum membrane. Gene Ontology annotation, biological process: protein maturation. The record is from RefSeq and is a predicted model, not a curated record.